Messenger RNA from Botrytis fragariae, 237 nucleotides. RefSeq lists its product as uncharacterized. The record is from RefSeq and is a predicted model, not a curated record. The transcript is spliced from 2 exons. The coding region runs from base 1 to 237 and encodes 78 amino acids. NCBI's taxonomy places the organism in Eukaryota, Fungi, Ascomycota, Leotiomycetes, Helotiales, Sclerotiniaceae.
AUGGUGACGUCACUCCGAUAUCAUUUUGAGGACAAUUUUAAUUCCCGGGCAAGGCAAGGCAAGGCAGGACAGGGCACAGAGCAAAAGGGUACGUCUUGGGCCGGAUUUGAUUUUAUGACUAUUGUGACUAGGGAGGGGAGGUACUGUUAUUAUGGUAUGACGCUACUAUGGGCUCAUUUGAUUGGAAAGGAUGAGACGGCAGGUUUUGGAGAGGUGGUGAGGGAAUCAAAUAUAUAG